GCUUCGGGUAACAACGGUCAAUAAUGAAGGUGGCUGCGGCGCGGCGGCAGGCUCAGCUGCGCCGGGCGGGGGCGGCGCCGCGGCCGCGCCUGUGAGACUCGGGGCCGACGCCGCGGGAUGGGGACGCGGCGCGGGGAGUGAGGCAGUGGCGGCGGCGGUGGUAAGCGGAACUUCGGCCCGAGGGGCUCGCCCGCUCCCGCCUCUGUCUUGUCGGCCUCCACCUGCAGCCCCGCGGCCUCCGCGCCCCGCGGGACCGGGACGGCGACGACGGGGGAAUGUGGCGCUGGAUCCGGCAGCAGCUGGGUUUUGACCCACCACAUCAGAGUGACACAAGAACCAUCUACGUAGCCAACAGGUUUCCUCAGAAUGGCCUUUACACACCUCAGAAAUUUAUAGAUAACAGGAUCAUUUCAUCUAAGUACACUGUGUGGAAUUUUGUUCCAAAAAAUUUAUUUGAACAGUUCAGAAGAGUGGCAAACUUUUAUUUUCUUAUUAUAUUUUUGGUUCAGCUUAUGAUUGAUACACCUACCAGUCCAAUUACCAGUGGACUUCCAUUAUUCUUUGUGAUAACAGUAACUGCCAUAAAGCAGGGAUAUGAAGAUUGGUUACGGCAUAACUCAGAUAAUGAAGUAAAUGGAGCUCCUGUUUAUGUUGUUCGAAGUGGUGGCCUUGUAAAAACUAGAUCAAAAAACAUUCGGGUGGGUGAUAUUGUUCGAAUAGCCAAAGAUGAAAUUUUUCCUGCAGACUUGGUGCUUCUGUCCUCAGAUCGACUUGAUGGUUCCUGUCACGUUACAACUGCUAGUUUGGAUGGAGAAACUAACCUGAAGACACACGUGGCAGUUCCAGAAACAGCAUUAUUACAAACAGUUGCCAAUUUGGACACUCUAGUAGCUGUAAUAGAAUGCCAGCAACCAGAAGCAGACUUAUACAGAUUCAUGGGACGAAUGAUCAUAACCCAACAAAUGGAAGAAAUUGUAAGACCUCUGGGGCCAGAGAGUCUCCUGCUUCGUGGAGCCAGAUUAAAAAACACAAAAGAAAUUUUUGGUGUUGCGGUAUACACUGGAAUGGAAACUAAGAUGGCAUUAAAUUACAAGAGCAAAUCACAGAAGCGAUCUGCAGUAGAAAAGUCAAUGAAUACAUUUUUGAUAAUUUAUCUAGUAAUCCUUAUAUCUGAAGCUGUCAUCAGCACUAUCUUGAAGUAUACAUGGCAAGCUGAAGAAAAAUGGGAUGAACCUUGGUAUAACCAAAAAACAGAACAUCAAAGAAAUAGCAGUAAGAUUCUGAGAUUUAUUUCAGACUUCCUUGCUUUUUUGGUUCUCUACAAUUUCAUCAUUCCAAUUUCAUUAUAUGUGACAGUCGAAAUGCAGAAAUUUCUUGGAUCAUUUUUUAUUGGCUGGGAUCUUGAUCUGUAUCAUGAAGAAUCAGAUCAGAAAGCUCAAGUCAAUACUUCCGAUCUGAAUGAAGAGCUUGGACAGGUAGAGUACGUGUUUACAGAUAAAACUGGUACACUGACAGAAAAUGAGAUGCAGUUUCGGGAAUGUUCAAUUAAUGGCAUGAAAUACCAAGAAAUCAAUGGUAGACUUGUACCCGAAGGACCAACACCAGAUUCUUCAGAAGGAAACUUAUCUUAUCUUAGUACUUUAUCCCAUCUUAACAACUUAUCCCAUCUUACAGCCAGUUCCUCUUUCAGAACCAGUCCUGAAAAUGAAACUGAACUAAUUAAAGAACAUGAUAUCUUCUUUAAAGCAGUCAGUCUCUGUCACACUGUACAGAUUAGCAAUGUUCAAACUGACUGCAUUAGUGAUGGUCCCUGGCAAUCCAACCUGGCACCCUUGCAGUUGGAGUACUAUGCAUCUUCACCAGAUGAAAAGGCUCUAGUAGAAGCUGCUGCAAGGAUUGGUGUUGUGUUUAUUGGCAAUUCUGAAGAAACUAUGGAAGUUAAAACACUUGGAAAACUGGAACGGUACAAACUGCUUCAUAUUCUGGAAUUUGAUUCAGAUCGUAGGAGAAUGAGUGUAAUUGUUCAGGCACCUUCAGGUGAGAAGUUAUUAUUUGCUAAAGGAGCUGAGUCAUCGAUUCUCCCUAAAUGUAUAGGUGGAGAAAUAGAAAAAACCAGAAUUCAUGUAGAUGAAUUUGCUUUGAAAGGGCUAAGAACUCUGUGUAUAGCAUAUAGAAAAUUUACAUCAAAAGAGUAUGAGGAAAUAGAUAAACGCAUAUUUGAAGCCAGGACUGCCUUGCAGCAGCGGGAAGAGAAAUUGGCAGAUGUUUUCCAGUUCAUAGAGAAAGAUCUGAUAUUACUUGGAGCCACAGCAGUAGAAGACAGACUACAAGAUAAAGUUCGAGAAACUAUUGAAGCAUUGAGAAUGGCUGGUAUCAAAGUAUGGGUACUUACUGGAGAUAAGCAUGAAACAGCUGUUAGUGUGAGUUUAUCAUGUGGCCAUUUUCAUAGAACGAUGAACAUCCUUGAACUUACAAACCAGAAAUCAGACAGCGAAUGUGCUGAGCAAUUGAGGCAGCUUGCCAGAAGAAUUACAGAGGAUCAUGUGAUUCAGCAUGGGCUGGUAGUGGAUGGGACCAGCCUAUCUCUUGCACUCAGGGAGCAUGAAAAACUAUUUAUGGAAGUUUGCAGAAAUUGUUCAGCUGUAUUAUGCUGUCGUAUGGCUCCACUGCAGAAAGCAAAAGUAAUAAGACUAAUAAAAAUAUCACCUGAGAAACCUAUAACAUUGGCUGUUGGUGAUGGUGCUAAUGACGUAAGCAUGAUACAAGAAGCCCAUGUUGGCAUAGGAAUCAUGGGUAAAGAAGGAAGACAGGCUGCAAGAAACAGUGACUAUGCAAUAGCCAGAUUUAAGUUCCUCUCCAAAUUGCUUUUUGUUCAUGGUCAUUUUUACUAUAUUAGAAUAGCUACCCUUGUACAGUAUUUUUUUUAUAAGAAUGUGUGCUUUAUCACACCCCAGUUUUUAUAUCAGUUCUACUGUUUGUUUUCUCAGCAAACAUUGUAUGACAGCGUGUACCUGACUUUAUACAAUAUUUGUUUUACUUCCCUACCUAUUCUGAUAUAUAGUCUUUUGGAACAGCAUGUAGACCCUCAUGUAUUACAAAAUAAGCCCACCCUCUAUCGAGACAUUAGUAAAAACUGCCUCUUAAGUAUUAAAACAUUUCUUUAUUGGACCAUCCUGGGUUUCAGUCAUGCCUUUAUUUUCUUUUUUGGAUCCUAUUUACUAAUAGGGAAAGAUACAUCUCUGCUUGGAAAUGGCCAGAUGUUUGGAAACUGGACAUUUGGCACUUUGGUCUUCACAGUCAUGGUUAUUACAGUCACAGUAAAGAUGGCUCUGGAAACUCAUUUUUGGACUUGGAUCAACCAUCUCGUUACCUGGGGAUCUAUUAUAUUUUAUUUUGUAUUUUCCUUGUUUUAUGGAGGGAUUCUCUGGCCAUUUUUGGGGUCCCAGAAUAUGUAUUUUGUGUUUAUUCAGCUCCUAUCAAGUGGUUCUGCUUGGUUUGCCAUAAUCCUCAUGGUUGUUACAUGUCUAUUUCUUGAUAUCGUAAAGAAGGUCUUUGACCGACACCUCCACCCUACAAGUACUGAAAAGGCACAGCUUACUGAAACAAAUGCAGGUAUCAAGUGCUUGGACUCCAUGUGCUGUUUCCCGGAAGGAGAAGCAGCGUGCGCAUCUGUUGGAAGAAUGCUGGAACGAGUUAUAGGAAGAUGUAGUCCGACCCACAUCAGCAGCCAUUUUGAUGCAGCAUUACCUCUUUUGAACCUGCCCCAGGAGUUAUUGAAUUUACUUUGACAUGUUCUCUUGAAGAUCAUGGAGUGCAUCGGAUCCUUUCUAUACCAACGACAGGAGCAUCUUGACUCUCUCCACAAUGGACUCAUCUACUUGUUAAAGGGGCAGUAGUACUUUGUGGGAGCCAUUUCACCUCCUUUCCUAAAAUUCAGUGUGAUCACCCUGUUAAUGGCCACACUAGCUCUGAAAUUAAUUUCCUAAAUCUUUGUAGUAGUUCAUACCCACUCAGAGUUAUAAUGGCAAACAAACAGAAAGAAUACAAGCCCCUCCCAACACCCUUAAUUUGAAUCUGAACAUGUUAAAAUUUGAGAAUAAAGAGACAUUUUUCAUCUCUGUCUGGUUUGUCCCUUGUGCUUAUGGGACUCCUAAUGGCAUUUCAGUCUGUUGCUGAGGCCAUUAUAUUUUAAUAUAAAUGUAGAAAAAAAGAUAAAUCUUAGUAAAGUGUAUUUUUUAGUAUUAGCUUGAUUACUGACUCUUCUAUUUAAAUCUGCUUCUGUAAAUUAUGCUGAAAGUUUUCCUUGAGAACUCUAUUUUUUUAUUAGAGUUAUAUUUGAAGCUUUUCAUGGGAAAAGUUAAUGUGAAUACUGAGGAAUUUUGGUCCCUCAGUGACCUGUGUUGUUAAUUCAUUAAUGCAUUCUGAGUUCACAGAGCAAAUUAGGAGAAUCAUUUCCAACCAUUAUUUACUGCAGUAUGGGGAGUAAAUUUAUACCAGUUCCUUUAACUGUACUGUAACACAGCCUGUAAAGUUAGCCAUAUAAAUGCAAGGGUAUAUCAUAUAUACAAAUCAGGAAUCAGGUCCAUUCACCGAAUUUCAAAUUGAUGUUUACUAAUAUUUUUGUGACAGAGUAUGAAGACCCUAUAGUAGGUAAAUUAGAUACCAUUAGCAUAUUAUUAACUUAAUGUUUUUAUCAUUGGAUCUUUUGCAUGUUUUAAUCUGGUUAACAUAUUUAAAUUUGCUUUCUCUUUACCUGAAGGCUCUGUGUAUAGUAUUUCAUGACAUCGUUGUAAAGUUUAACUACAUCAAUAAAAAGUUUGGACAGUAUUUAAAUAUUGCAAAUAUGUUUAAUUAUACAAAUCAGAAGAGUAUGGGUAAUUAAAUCAAUAAAAAGAGAAGAGCCUCUUUCUGCAGCCAGCUUAGACUUGCUCUUCCCUUUCUGUAAGCUAGAUUUUAGAAUAAAGGGUUUCAGUUAAUAAUCUUAUUUUCAGGUGAUGUCAUCUAAGUUAUAGCAAACUACCACAAUACAGUGAGUUCUGCCAGUGUCCCAGUGCAAGGCAUAUUUUCAGGUGUGGCUAUGGAAUGUAAAUUGUUAAAAGUCUAAAAUGCUAAACUUGUAUCAGGUAACGUUAGCAAUAAAUUACAAUGCUAAGAAUGAUUAAUCGGGUACAUGUUACUGUAAUUAACUCAUUGCACUUCAAAACCUAACAACUUCCAUCCUGAAUUUAUCAAGUAGUUCAGUAUUGUCAUUUGUUUUUGUUUUAUUGAAAAGUAAUGUUGUCUUAAGAUUUAGAAGCGAUUAUUAAUUAGUUUAAGAACUAUUACCCAGCUCUAAGCAAAUAAUGAUUGUAUACAUAUUAAGAAAAUGGUUAAAUGCGGUUUUACCAAGUUUUCCCUUGAAAAUGUCAUUCCUUUAUGGAGAUUUAUUGUGCAGCCCUAAGCUUCCUUCCCAUUUCAUGAAUAUAAGGCUUCUAGAAUUGGACUGGCAGGGGAAAGAAUGGUAGAGACAGAAAUUAAGACUUUAUCUUUGUUUGGUUGUAAACUAUUUUCUUGCUAAUGUAACAACAUUUGUCUGUUCCAGUGAUGUAAAGAUCUUAAGUUAUUAAGCUAAAUAUUUUCAAAAAUAGUCCUUUAACUUAGAUACUCCAUAGCUGGAUUUAGGAAGAUCUGUUAUUCUGGAAAUACUAAAAGAAAGAAUAAUACAACAUAUAAUGUCUGCAUUCACUAAUUCAUGUUCUGGAAGAGGAAAUACUGAAGAUAUACUCAGUAGAGUACUGUAGUGGAGGAUAUGGAAAUUUGCUCAUAAAAUCUCUUACAAAACGUACAUAUAACAAAAUGACAUCCAAUAGGCCUGCAUUACAUUUACAUGACAGUGUUUAUUUGCCAUCAAAUAAACUGAGUACCGACACUAGACAAAGACUCCAAAGUCAUAAAAUAGCCUAUGACCAACUGCAGCAAGACAGGAGGUCAGCUCGCCUAUAAUGGUGCUUAAAGUGUGAUUGAUUGAUGUAAUUUUCUGUACUUACCAUUUGAAGUUAGUUAAGGAGAACUUUAUUUUUUUUAAAAAAGUAAAUGGCAUCCACUAGUGUGCUCAUCCUGAACUGUUACUCCAAAUCCACUCCGUUUUUAAAGCAAAAUUAUCUUGUGAUUUUAAGAAAAGUUUUCCAUUUAUAAUAAAGUAACAAUGCAGUCUGUCUACAAGCUUUCAGUAGUUUUCUAGUGCUAUAUUCAUCCUGUAAAACUCUUACUAUGUAACCAGUAAUCACAAGGAAACUGUCCCCUUUGCAUAUUUCUUUAAAAUUCUUUGGAAAGUAUGAUGUUGAUAAUUAACUUACCCUUAUCUGCCAAAACCAGAGCAAAAUGCUAAAUGUGUUAUUGCUAGUUAAUCAGUGGUCUCAAAUCGAUUUGCCUCCGUUUGCCUCGUCUGAGGGCUGUAAGCCUGAAGAUAGUGGCAAGCACCAAGUCAGUUUCCAAAAUUGCCCCUCAGCUGCUUUAAGUGACUCAGCACCCUGCCUCAGCUUCAGCAGGCAUAGGCUCACCCUGGGCAGAGCAAAGUAUGGGCCAGGGAGAACUACAGCUACGAAGACCUACUGUCGAGUUGAGAAAAGGGGAGAAUUUAUGGUUGAAUUUUUUAACUGUCCUCUUUUCCUCUUUCUUGGGUCUAAAGCUCAUGAUUGAUAGACAAAGGCUUCCAGACCUGAGCCACGCCCAGGCCCUAUCCUGAACAGGAGACUAAACAGAGGCAAAUCAACCUUAGGAAAUACUUGCAUUCUGCCCUACGAUUAGUACCAGGACUGAGGUCAUUUCUACUGCAAAAGAUUGUGAGACUGAACUUUUCUGAUCGCUUGAGACUCCUAAUAGGCAGGAGUCAAGGCCACCAGAAAACUGACAGUUAAGAGCCAAAAGUUUUUCAAAUAUGCUACUCUGAAAAUCUCGUGAAGGCUGUAGGAAAAGGGAGAAUCUUCCAUGUUGGUAUUUUUCCUGUAAAGAUCAGUUUGGGGUAUGAUAUAAGCAGGUAUUAAUAAAAAUAACACACCAAAGAGUUACAUAAAACAUGUUUUAUUAAUUUUGGUCCCCACUUACAUUUCUAUCUUGAAAUGAGUUAUCUAUUUUCAUAAAACAUUAUUAAAGUGCUGUUUUAUGUGAAAUAACUUGAAUGUUGUUCCUAUAAAAAAUAGAUCAUAACUGUUUGUAAUGAUGGUAAUUUAGAUUUUUAUGAGGAACGAGUAUCUGGAAAUACUGUAGCAAUACUUAGUUUAAAAUUUUGGACCUGAGACACUGUGGCUGUCUAAUGUAAUCCUUUAAAAAUUCUCUGCAUUGUCGGUAAAUGUAGUAUAUUAUUGUACAGCGCUCCAUAAUUUUUUAAAGUUUAUGAAGUUAUAUUUAUCAAAUAAAAAUUUUCCUAUAUAA
This is a messenger RNA of Symphalangus syndactylus (siamang), 7410 nucleotides long. RefSeq names its product ATPase phospholipid transporting 11B (putative) (gene ATP11B). NCBI's taxonomy places the organism in Eukaryota, Metazoa, Chordata, Mammalia, Primates, Hylobatidae. The record is from RefSeq and is a predicted model, not a curated record. Gene Ontology annotation, molecular function: ATPase-coupled intramembrane lipid carrier activity; magnesium ion binding; ATP binding. Gene Ontology annotation, biological process: phospholipid translocation. Gene Ontology annotation, cellular component: plasma membrane; endoplasmic reticulum; recycling endosome.